Messenger RNA from Odontomachus brunneus, 4069 nucleotides. Its product is annotated as protein grindelwald. The transcript has 5 exons. Lineage: Eukaryota; Metazoa; Arthropoda; Insecta; Hymenoptera; Formicidae. The record is from RefSeq and is a predicted model, not a curated record. Bases 618 to 1349 code for a protein of 243 amino acids.
UGGCGGCUCUCUGACUUCUCGAGGUGGGAGUCACGGAGAACCUGAGGAACGCCGCUUCUACGUUCACGAUCGACAGUCAAGCGCGGAAAGCCGUGGACGAUAGUACGAGUGAGAGAGCUUUGCUCCUUGCUCUCCGUGCUGCAUUGUUCAAGGUGUGCGUGGAUACGUGUUGCUCGCAUGCGUGCGUGCAUACGUGCGUGCAUACGUGCGUGCGUGCGCUCGUGUUGAUGCUGGACGCCGUCGGAGCGCAUCGCUGUGUGACUGUGCGUGGGUGCGUACGUACAUAGGUGCGUGCGUGCGUGCGUGCAUGCGUGCUUGCGGCGGGGAGAGCGCGCCUCACGGAUGACUUCGCGUCACGACAGAGCCUCCUUGAGGCGCAUCAGUCGAGCACCGCUAAGGAUCGCCAGCAGUGUCGAUCGUGGAUCGUGAGCGAGUCACGAUCGUGUCCUAAAUUCGCAAUUUGGGACAGAGGAGAAGGCAGACAAGCGGGAGAAAGGUGGAAGAGAGACGAGAAGGAAGAGUUGCGAAAGAGGUGCGAGGGGAGAGCCGCCGAAACCGGUCGGCGAUUCCGACGAAGCUGACCGUGUAUCGGCCGUGCAUCGUCCUCGCUCGGCCAAAUGUUCCCGGAUGUGACCGUAAACAGGAUGACGUUACUGGUAGUAGCUAUCGUCAGUCUGUCCGUGCUGAGCCCCGCGCUCGCUGAGAAUUUCGAUCUUCAUGGCGCCAAAUGCGGUAGUAAGCGCUGCAGCAUCUCGGAGUUCUGCAGCCCUUACGACACGCAUUGCAGACCCUGCUCGGAUGCCUGCGACGCUGAUCACCACAAUUUCCAGCCGGACGAAUGCGCGAAGGACUGUCAAGUUUACCUACACGAUCAACGCUACGUCCUACGCACGGAUAUAAAACAGUAUGAUGAUCUCAGAGACGAAGUGAAAAGGCUACAGACUAUGUUCACGGUCACAACGACGUUGAGCUGUCUGUUGUUAUGUGCGGUGCUGUACCUGCUGGGAAGACCCUUACUAAAGUGGAAAAAGAUUCAAAACACCUUGCGAGUGCUAUUCAGGAAGAAUUGGGUAAAGAAGGCAACAAAUAAAAAUAAAGUUCAAGACGACGUUGAGUCCAACGGGACUAAACAAAAUGGUCUCAAGAUUAAUAUGCCGACUAUAAGCGCCACAGUGGAAAUGGACACGAGCAACGGGAACAGUAACGAUACUCCGAACACCACGAGCACCUCUCUCUCGCGGAGGCAUCCCAGCGAGGACACCACUCUCGACUACGCCUACGAUAAUCCGGCGAUGACGCCGAGCCCGGAGGCCGCUCAGCUAAGAACUAAACGUGAGAGCUCGUUUUGAGGCAUUUGCUUUUGAUGGGAAUUCGGUUCCGGUAAGAGUACGUAUAGGAUUGCCCUCGACUUUGCUCGUUAAAGUCUUGGAGAAGAUAUUUUUAAAAGAGGAAGAGGGAAAAUUUGCUUAUUAUAAUAUAUUAUGAUGUAAUAUAUUACAAUGAAUAUUACAAUAAUUUUCAAAUCAAGCAAGUAAAGCAAAGUAAUACGAGUAAUAUGAGUAAUAGUAUAUUCCAGAUAGCUAAAUUCACACAAACAUAUUUUACGCAAUGUCUUCUGUAAAUUCUUUUUAACAGAUUACUAGCAGAAAUAUAACAGAAUUUGUUACCAGAGUCUGAUGACAGAUUGACAUAGAAACCGAGCAGGAUCUGCCGUUCUACUUAAGUAUAUUUAAGUAGGAUAUGCCGCAGAUCCUGUUUGGUUUCUGCCGUCAAUCUGCUGUCAAGCUAUGUCUGCAGGUUUUUUCGACGGAACAGGAGUUUAAUGCAGGCACGGAUGGCUUUGGAUCGGCCGGGGUAUUCUGAUUGAAUCUGUUGCCAAUCUCUGCCAUACUGCUAACAUUUUGGUUAUUAAGAUGGUGGCCAAUAAAAGACGAUAUUGGUGCGCAAAACAUUCUGUAUUAUAAUAUUUAGAAAAUGCAUUGAGUGUAAUAUAUUCAUAACUAAACGUACAUUUAGGUCCUGCAAAAACGAUUAAAUAAAUAAGAAAAUACUUUGAAGUCAAAAUGAGCUUCAUAAUAUUUAACUCCAAAAUAUUUUCCUAUUUAUUUUAUCAUUGAAAAGAGUCCCACUGCAGGAAUGAAACGUUUGAUUGUAAAUACUCAAUGCAUUUUAAUUGUUAUUGUAAUAAAGAAUUUGUUGCAUCAACGUAGCGUCUCUUAUUGGACAACGUAUAUUAUUUUGUCUUGCUUGAUUGAAUAUUUGGGAGCCUUUGACGCUAAAAUUAUCGAAUAACAUAUUUGUCUGUUUGUAAAGACGAAGGACGCGACUUGAGGUUUUGCUAACUUCGCGGAACGAGCUGGAACGGCUUUUUUUCGGUAAUUGUUGAUUUUGUAAAAUGAAAGAAACAAAGUUGUAUGUGAAAAGGGGAACGUAGAGGAAAAGAUCUUUCGCUAGAGCCUCGUACGGACAGUGUUUCUCGAGCGUAGUUCUGGACAGGAAAAUGCGAGAAGGAUGUGGCGAUGCGUGUGUCUAUGAAAUAUGACGUGGCUCCUCUUUCCUAUUCUGCGAAUGGGCGCUGAAGUGUUUCGUACGAUUUUUCACAUUUUUACGAGCGAAUUUUUGCGAAGUACCUUAUUAACGUGCAUCGAAGUAACGCGCGGUCCAAUCGAGAUCACCAUUUUGUGAGAUCACCUCGCACAACUUUCACGCGUGUCAAACCGUUUCUGACGGCGGUAUUCAUAGUCUAUUGUUGUUCCCUGAAUAACCACAAUGGAAAGAUAAUUAUGCUUAUUGCUGUAAUAAUUUGCUUCCCAAUAAUUCUUGAAUCAUUAAACGUCGAGCGAUGAAUCGACUGAUUUGUCAUUAAUGACAAUAUGUUGAGACUCAAUACUGGCACUUAAAUAAUUUUGUACAUAUGAAUUAAUUAUAUCUUUUUCGUUAAUUAAUUAUACUGUCGAUAUGUUGGAUAUGAGGAGUAAUGUGCGCCCAUUAUAUUUUACGAGACUGUGAACACCGCUUCAAUAAUGUACACUCGUUUGCAAAAGGGUUUGACUUAUUUUUUUCUAUGAAGUUAGAGAUGCAUCAGAUCUGGUCACGAUUCCCAGUAAACACCAACUAACGGUUACUUCCCAAUAUCAUGGUAACAUUAUAUUAAUAUAAUAAUUUGUCAUUCAGCAGUUAAGUACAAUAUAAUAUAUAACAGCUGUAUUGUUGAAUGAGAAACUAUAACAUUGAUGUAAUAGUACUGUUGGUUGGUAUUUACUGAGUUGCGAGUCACUGCUCAUGGGCUUGCGUGGUAAUCAGUUAUGACAGAAGCCGAAAUGGCGAUAUAUAACAAAUAAUUAUUACAUCGUGUACAAAUAAAUAUUAUCGCGUAUACUGCUAUUCGGCUCCUUAUUACAUUUUUAUCUAAUAGAUAAGAGUGUAAUAAAGUAAAUAUUCUUACGUUUGUCAUGAAUCCAUCGUUGUAGUUGUGACGUCAAAUGUCAGCGUUUCAGUAAAGGAUAUGCGUUAGUAAAGAAGAUUAUCCGCUCGUAUGUAAAAUCACACAGUAGAAGAAGAGUAAAAAUGUUAGGAAAAAGUAAGAGAUAAAGUAAGAGAUUAAUAUACAAAUUAAUUUAAAUUAUUGAUAUAUACAAAUUUGAUUGAAAUACUAUAUUUGUCUUUAUCUCAUAUGAUAAAGUUAUCAAUUUUUCCUGUUUUAUAAUGUAAUUUACUUUUAAUUCUUUUUGCAGAUUUUUUUGUCAAUUUUUACGUAAUUUUUCUUAAUUAAAUAUUUAUCCAAAUAUAUAUACUUUUCUAUGUAAUUUUAUCAUUUUUUAGAAAAAACGAUUCAAUUACAUAGAUUUUUUUUAUAUAAUUCUAUCAAAUAAUUCUAUCAAAUCCUAUAGGUAUAUUGUAAAAGUAUCGUGUUCAAUUUAAUAUAUUUCACAUGCCCCAAUUUAUCCAGGCUAAUUUUUAUGUUAAUUUAACACAAGAUUAAUUUGUUAACAAAUAACGUAAAUAAUAUGUCGAAAAUUUAUACAAAAAUGUUACAUUAAAAAAAAAAUUAAAUUAAAUUAAAUUAAUU